UGGUAACAAAAAUCUGUGUUGUCAAGCGUUGCUAAGGAAGUCACGGAGCUACUUUUUAGUCAGUUACCCUGACACCAACAGUGCACAAAAGGUCUUGUGCCACUUGAAAAUGAGAGCGCUUCAUCCACAUCACCACAGCUGGACUCAGACAUGAGAAGAGGAUGACUGAGGAUGGAGAGGACGGCCCCCUCCAUCACUCCUGUGAGGCUCCUGGUAAAGGAGACUCGAUUGCCAAUGACAGCAGCAAACUCAAGACCUCCAUAGUAGAUGUGAAAUCCACCAACGGGCACAAGGAUGACCUUAGGCUUAGAAACACAGGGGAAGGGAUCAGUCCGUAUCAGCCCCGCCCCCCCUUGCUACCCAGACUGUCGAAGUCCAGCAAAAGCAUUUCAUUGGAGGAGACUGUGAGAACCAGGAGGCUGAGAAACAGCCAGGAGAGUCUGAGCGACCCAGCUGAGACCGGCUCCUCCACAGACUCGCUUAAAGAGGAUGAAACUAUUGUAGCUCCGACUGGGUUUGUUCUCCAGGGUACAGCUGCAGUGAGGAAUGAGCGGGAUCCCAGUGCGAGACCCCAUUCUGCUGUUCCAACUGGAUCCCCAGCCUUCCGGGACAGAGGGAGUAGUCUUUCUGACUAUGAAAGGAGACCCCGUAGCCAGCAGAGCGACCUUACAGUCCAGCAGUGGAGGGCCACCAAGGUGCGCCUGUCUCCGGUGCAACCCACCGGACCACUGCCUGCUUUGGAGAAGAGCUUUGCGUCAGCCACUUUAAGGGCAGCUAAUAGGAUUGACAGGGAUUGUUUGGAUUAUGCCAUGCCGGCCAGAGAGAAGCUGGGAGAAAGGCUCCACAGGAACCUGAGCGACAGCCGGCUUUUGGAGAACAUGGGGUCGGAUAGUGCCUCUGUCAACUCCAUGAGGUCCACCUACAGCGUACUCAGCCCCAUCAGACCGCAGGAUAUGAGGAACAGGAGUUUUAUGGAGGGCAGCGUGCUGGGUAGUGGUGCCUUGCUUGGGGCUGAGGAGCUGGACCGCCUCUUCCCCGACAGGAGAGUUGGCAUCUACAUCACCACUUGGAACAUGCAAGGAGAGAAGGGCCUUCCAGUCAACUUAGAUGAUCUCCUCCUUCCAACCGACUCUGAAUUUGCACAAGACUUUUAUGUUAUUGGGGUCCAGGAGGGCUGUCCUGACAGGAGGGAGUGGGAGACCAGACUUCAGGAGAGUCUGGGACCUUACUAUGUCAUGUUAUAUGCAGCUUCACAUGGUGUUUUAUAUCUCACUGUAUUUGUCAGAAGAGAUCUCAUCUGGUUCUGCUCAGAGGCGGAGCACGCCACAGUCACAACGAGGAUCAUCUCGCAGAUCAAGACCAAAGGCGCAGUGGGGAUUGCCUUCACCUUUUUUGGCACUUCUUUCCUUUUCGUUACUUCCCAUUUUACCUCCGGUGAUGCCAAAGUCUACGAGAGAAUACUUGAUUACAACAAGAUUGUCGAGGCUCUAGCUCUUCCAAAAGGCCUUCCAGAUACCAACCCUUACCGCUCCACACCAUCUGACGUCACCACAAGAUUCGAUCAGGUCUUCUGGUUUGGAGACUUUAACUUUCGGCUGGAUAAAGACAGGAGUGAGGUGGAGGCCAUCAUGAGCUCCACAGUAGGUGGCGAUAUGAGCCCUCUGCUGGAGCACGAUCAGCUUUCCAAGGAAAUGAAGGAAGGGUCAAUCUUUAAAGGUUUCCAAGAGGCAUCAAUACACUUCUUACCCACGUACAAAUUCGACAUUGGUUGCGAUGUCUACGACACCACUUCUAAACAGAGAACACCUUCAUACACAGACAGGAUCCUAUUCAGGAGCAGGCAGGCUAAUGACAUAAAAACACUCAUGUAUACCAGUUGCUCGAACAUCAAGACCUCGGACCACCGGCCUGUCAUUGGUGUCUUUCAGGUCAAACUCAGGCCAGGAAGAGACAACAUUCCUCUGUGUGCCGGACAGUUUGACCGAAGUUUGUACUUGGAAGGUAUCAGGAGGAGGCGAAUCACCAGAGAAAUAAAGACAAAGGAGGCCAUGAAGAACCAAAGCAGCACGAUCUGCACCAUCUCUUGAAACCCAUUAAGGAACACUCUGGACCGGAUCAGACUGGAUUGGAUCACACCUGUGCCAGAAACAGGAAGGCCAGAAAAGGACAAAAAGGAAAAACCAAAGUUGUCUUAACUACACAAAUCCCAGCUGUAGUCGAGGUAACUGAGGUGCAGCUGUGUCCCUGCUAGACUCGAGGGCAGGGAUCUCGAGGUUAUGCAGACAUCAGCAUUCUGGCCUUUUUUUAUUCUGCCCCCUGUACUCAAACAUGACUAGGGAAGGGGGUCUCCCGUUGUGGCUUAAAGUUCAGUCACAUGCUCCAGUGUGGACUGAUAAGACCUUACAGAGAGUAACAAUACCUAUUUUCUCUCUAUUUUUUGUAGCCAUUUAAGAAGCAUCAUAUACUAUAAUACUCUGUUUUUCUGAAUGCUACACCAGUGUUCAAAUGCCUUGUGAUUUUUGUCAUGAAAUAAUGUACUAAACAUAACUACAGCACACUUUUAGGUGUCCGUUUUGUUGGAGAGUUUUGAGGAUCAGGUCAAAUAUAAACUUUGAAGAGCAUGUCGCACCUUGUUAAGAGCUACUGUUAAAUUCAGGGAAAUUACAGUUAUUUAAUGCUUUUAUUCAAUAUUUCUUAAAGGAACUCACUUGCUAUGAAAAAAGUUUGAGCAUUUUAAUGAUAUUACUACUAUAUUACUACCAUUAUUGCUACCUUUUCCUGUGAUUAGGCCAAGUGAACCUUUGCAACACUCAACACAAUGCCUUAUCUCUCAUCUUAUUACUGUGUAAACUGUCCAUGUACUGUAUGUAGCAGCACAUUAAUCAUUUGCAUUCCCAGCAUGAAGAGCAUUCUGUUUUUUUAAAAAAGUGCCUGUGGGUAUUGUUUUUACAUCAUCAGGACCUCUUAUCCAUAACUGUAUCUUUUUAUGUCACCUGACGUAACAUCCCAUAAUAAAGGUUUGAAAACACC
This is a messenger RNA of Oreochromis aureus, 3030 nucleotides long. RefSeq names its product inositol polyphosphate-5-phosphatase E (gene inpp5e). Lineage: Eukaryota; Metazoa; Chordata; Actinopteri; Cichliformes; Cichlidae. The coding region runs from base 162 to 2087 and encodes 641 amino acids. The record is from RefSeq and is a predicted model, not a curated record. Gene Ontology annotation, molecular function: inositol-polyphosphate 5-phosphatase activity. The transcript is spliced from 11 exons. Gene Ontology annotation, biological process: phosphatidylinositol dephosphorylation.